This is a messenger RNA of Pan troglodytes (chimpanzee), 1301 nucleotides long. RefSeq names its product mitochondrial ribosomal protein L48 (gene MRPL48). The transcript has 9 exons. The record is from RefSeq and is a predicted model, not a curated record. Gene Ontology annotation, cellular component: mitochondrial ribosome. Lineage: Eukaryota; Metazoa; Chordata; Mammalia; Primates; Hominidae. The coding region runs from base 449 to 1066 and encodes 205 amino acids.
AGCAGCACAUGCGGCUGCCUGGCGUUGAAGGGGCUGAGCAGAUUCCUUUCCACCCGGGGCGAACUCUGCCGAGCCGACCCGUGCCACGCCCACACCACAUGCCACUCUCUCCACCCAGUUUCUGGAAAAGGGAGAGCUCUGCGAUGGAAAUCACGACACCAGGAUACGGUCCCGAUUAACUGUGUGACCUUGGGCAGGUCAUUUUAUAUUUGCAUUCAGUUAGCAACUUCCAGAAUUUUUUCUAAGAAUGAAGUUUUGACUUGCUGAACUGAUGAGGAUGUGAAGCUACCUGGCUGGUCUGGAACUCCUGGAAAAGAGCCCAUGGAAAUCUGUCAUUAAGGCCAGCAUCUGACAUGGGUAUAUAAGGCCUCUUGACGUCUGAUGCCACUGUUCUCUUCCCGACUCCUUAGUUGCUUUAGUCAGCUAACCUCGUCAUUAUUUGCUAAAUAUGCUGUGCCUGAGGAACAAUACCAUUUUUAAGCAAGCCUUUUCUCUCUUAAGGUUUAGAACUUCAGGAGAGAAGCCCAUCUAUUCUGUAGGUGGAAUUCUACUAAGUAUCAGUCGGCCCUACAAGACAAAGCCCACCCACGGCAUUGGAAAGUACAAGCACUUAAUUAAAGCAGAAGAGCCCAAGAAGAAGAAGGGAAAAGUGGAAGUGAGAGCCAUUAAUUUGGGGACAGAUUAUGAAUAUGGGGUUUUAAAUAUUCAUCUGACUGCAUAUGACAUGACCCUGGCAGAGAGUUAUGCCCAGUAUGUUCACAACCUCUGCAACUCUCUCUCCAUUAAAGUCGAGGAAAGUUAUGCGAUGCCAACCAAAACCAUAGAAGUGUUGCAGUUGCAGGACCAAGGCAGCAAAAUGUUCCUGGACUCAGUGCUUACCACCCAUGAGCGAGUGGUUCAGAUCAGCGGUUUGAGUGCUACGUUUGCAGAAAUUUUCUUGGAAAUAAUCCAAAGCAGUCUUCCUGAAGGAGUCAGACUGUCAGUGAAGGAGCACACUGAAGAAGACUUCAAGGGACGAUUCAAAGCUCGACCAGAACUGGAAGAACUGUUGGCCAAGUUGAAGUAGCUACUGUAGACCCUUUCAUGCCAGCAGUGGUCAUAUUGAGUGCCAAAGAGAAGAGCUUACUGGGUAGUUAGAGUUCAUCAGGAGACCCGACCCUUAGAUUUCAUAAGUACCCAUUCCCAUAGCCAGUAAUGUCCUCACUCCUCUGUGGCUUGGCUGUACUUGCCAUUUGUUACCACUUACCUAUGAGGUAAUGCUUGUUAUCUUCCAUCUAAUAAAAAUCUGCUGCAGAUGUGUA